GACUACAACAGGUGAUUUUUUUCUUCUUCAUCUUCAGGAUAGUAACCAUUACAAAAUCAAAACAUUAUUAUAGUAUUCUAUAGCUUUUUUAUUUUUAAAAAUCAUAUUAACCAAGGAAAUAUUUAACACAUUUCUUAAUGUUACAUAACAAUUUGUUUAUAUACUAUUUCAACUAAUUUAAUCUCAACCUACAAUCAAGUAAACAAUAUUUAUAUUCAAACGUUUAUUUUCUAUUCAAUAUUUGUAUGAAAGACUAUUUCACUUCAUUUUGAUAUCUACAGUUACGUCAUCAUCAUCAUCGUCGUCGGUAUUCUAUCAAAGUAAAUUUGUAAUAUUCAUUGAUUUACUAACGUGAACUACAUACAUUGGAAACCAUGAAAUCAAUGUACAUGAAUAUGAACUCAUGUAAAACGAGGAAAGAUAUCGCUAUACAAACAGAUUCAGCAUCAGAAUAUUCUAGUGAAACGGAUGGUUCUGACGAGUCAGAGAUAAAUAAUUAUUCAGGUUGUGAUUCAAAUUUAAUAUCAUCUAAAUUAUCAACAAAUUCUUCUUCUCAAGCUAUACAAUCUACCAUAAUCGAAUUAACUGAUGUAAAUAGUAACAAUAAUAAGGUUAAUGCUUCAUCACAUAAUCUACCUGGCUGUGAUAUUAAUGCUACAUCAUUUCCAUCGGAUACAACUGGACAAUUAAUGCAAAACCCACAGGUACAAAAGUCGGAUAUAGUCGUAAAACCUGAUUCUCGACAAGUAUACUUCAACUCAUCAGUCGAUACUCACAAUAGUAUUAAUAAUAAUAAUAAUAGUAGCACCAUCAACCACAGUAACUUAUCAGAUUGUGAUAAACGUAAUAGUUCAGCUAGUCUUGACAGUGGACGAGAUUCUACAUACGCUACGGGGAGUGAAGGCAGUAGUGGGGUCCAAUAUCCUCAACAAUAUUCUUCAGAUGAUGGGUAUAUUCUAUCACCAACUUUACCGUACUGUUAUAAUAGUCAAAUGUCAAGGAAUAACAUUAUCUCAAAUCGUAAAAGUAAUCAUAAUUCCAGCAGUUGUACAUCAUUUGAUAAUACCUCCUCAUUACCAGUAGCAACGAUAUUACCAUUUUGUAAUCAUAGUAAUUCGACUAUUUAUAACGUUAGUAAUUGUUGUGUGAAUAAUAGUAGUAGUAAUGCUAGUAGUAGUCAUAGCAGAAAUUCUUCAUGUCAUCAAUUAAAACAAUACCAUCAACAGUUCAAUAAAGAUGAUACCUUGACAUCACCAACACACAAGUAUAACAAUAAUAGCAGUAUAGAUAAUAAAAUUGUCAAUUCUAUGCUUCAAUGUACAGAGCCUUACGAAUAUUAUCAUAUUCCAUCAUAUCAAUCUACCAGGAAUUGUUGUUCAACUACUAACCUUAUCAAACUAUCAACGUCACCGUCAUCGCCAACACAACAGCAACAAUCAUUUUUGCCGUCCUAUUCAUCGUGUCAAGAAAGACAUUUCACUGAUUUUGAUGCUUCAAGGCUAAAAGCACCAGCAAAUAUGUAUCAUCAAUCACAGAUUCUUUCGAAUGUGCCAAUGCAAUCAGUAUAUAGUAAUCAAUGCCAACAACAAUCAGUUCAUUCUGUUUUAAUCAAUCCCGAUGAUGAAGCAUUAUUUGCAUGGUUAAGAUCAGUUGGUCUUAGUCGAUUAAGUGGAUGUUUAUCUAAAUCUGGGUUCGAUCUAUGGACAUUGUGUCAUACAACACCGGAAGAAUUGAAUGCUUGCGGAAUUACUAAUCCAUAUGAUCGACAAACUUUGAGAAACCAGCUCGCUACUCUUCAAUUAUCUGAUCCAUUUACAGAAAAACAAUUACCGGCUAGUGUUCAUGAAUGGUUAAUACAAUUACAUUUGCAACAAUAUUGGCCUAAAUUUAAUGAUCAAGGUUUAAUAACAUUUGAACAAAUUAUUCGUAUUACAUGGGAUGAUUUAGAAGAGAUUGGUAUUUCUAAAUUAGGUCAUCAAAAGAAAAUUCUCACUGCUAUUAAUAAAUUAAAUCGUCUAGUUUUAUCAUCAAAAAUUAAUGGUACCACAAUAGGUUAUCCAUUUCAGAAAGAUAUUCAUUUCAUACAAUCAUCUACAUCUUCAUUUAUUCCAAAUGAUACUAGAACUUCAUCAUCAUCAUUAGUAGUAAAUUAUGAUUAUUUAACAAAAUUACCACAAUAUCAAUCUAAUCAACAGAAUGUUAAUAAAACAAAUGAAAUAAAAAACAAGGAAUAUUGUCAACAAUAUUUAAAAGUUUCAGAAAUCGGGAUACAAGUUGAAGAAAGUCAAACGAAAUCACAUACUUCACCAUCAUCACCUUGCUCUUCUUCCAAUUCAACAACCUCAGAUUUAUCAUCAAAUGAUUCACGAUAUUCUCUUCCUCCUCCAGUUGAUUUUCAAGACUCACCACCUAAAUCAUCAUCAUCAUCUACUUUUCCAACUAUUUCAUUAAUUCAUGAUUCAGAACAUUCAAACUCUAAUUUACAACAGUCUAAUUCUUCUUGUAUAAUAAAUGAACAAUUAAGAUCUAAUCUUUCAUCUUGUACUACUAUAGCUAAUAACAAUGUUCAAUCUUCUCAUUCAUUAUGUAAUAUUCAUAGUCCUAUAAAUAUAGAUAACACAUUAUUAAACAAAAAUUCAACAUCUGUACGCUUCAGUAGUUCUGAGUAUCAUAAAGAAGAACAAUUGAAUAAAUUAGGACAAUCGAAUAUAUUUCAAAGGCGUUCUUCCAAUCCUACAUUAUAUUCACUGAAACCUAAUGAUCCUGUACAAAAUACUAGCGAUUUAUCAAAAUGGUCCUCAGGUUAGUGGUCGUAGUAGUAGUAUUUCCUUUGUUCAUUAAUUAUUUUGACAUAGAAAUAGAUUUUAGCUAAAAUUCAAUUUCCAAAAUCUGAUUAAAUAAAAAAAUUUUUUUUGUUUUUAUAAUAUAAAAGUUACUUGUAACAUGUUGUUACAUAAUCAAUGUUCUAUAUCGUUAUUUUAUUUGAGAAAAGAUUGUUCAGUUUAUAUGAGAAAAUUGGUUGAAUUAAUUUAUAUACCUACUUUUUUAUCAAUUGAGUUCAACCGGAUCUGUUUUGAGAUAGUAACUCACUGAAAACAAUGGUGGAUGGGUUACUCAAUUUCGUGAAUUAGUUUAAAUUAGACGUGAAUACCGUUGGAUGCCGGCCAGCUCAGUAAUCUAGAGGUUAAGAGUUUGCACACGAGACCAAUAGGUCCUGAGUUUGAAUCUCGCGAAAUGAGAUUGUGAAUGCGCAAUGCUGAGGAGUCCCACAAUAAGACGAAACGGCCGUCCAGUAUUUCCAGAUUUUCUAUGGUGCUCUAGCUUCAAUCAAUUCAUGAUCUCAACUAUUAAAAAGUCAAUAUUCAUCAAUUGAACAAAAUUUCAAGUGUAAACUAUUCGAAUUCUAACUCAUUAGUCUAAAGAUAUCAUGCUUAUUAAGAAACUCAAAAGUAUAUUAUGAAUCUUAAAUAAUUCAAAGUCACAAUGUAAAAUAUUAAAACUUAUUAAGUACAAUUUGAUUUUCAGUGGCUCUCCUAUUCAAUUACAAUCUGUAAAAUAUACUAUCUUUUUAAUAUUGAUCAUAUACGAUUUUUUAAACUGUGAGCUGAUUUCAUUCAAUUUCUAUUACAAUUAAUACUUGAACAUUCUUAUAUUCAAAUAAAUGUCUAAUGACCUUUUUGUUUUUACAAUAUUCUGAUCUUAAAUAUAUACUGUAAAUUUCUUUUACAAAUUAAUAAUAAUAUGAGAAAGGAAUGGAAAAACGUAUGUACAUAUAUAUUCGAUGGACUAUUCAUAUUUUGAAGAUGAUUUUCAUUGCAAACUGAUUGGAUAAUCUUAUUUAUUCUAGUUACAAGAUUAUUCAAAAAUGCUUCUACAUUACACUAGAUCAUGUUUAACAGUUUUAGAUAUCAUAGUGAGGAAUGCACUGUUUAUAUUUUCAAUUCAAGUUACAUGUUACAGAUAAUAGCAUUAUUUCUUGAUACAGUUGACUCUAUUAUCUAAGAAACUCAAAAACUUUAAUUAGAGUGAAUACACGGCUUUUACCGUUAUAGGCACUUCAUAAGGAUUUGUUUAGUAUAAAUACAGUUUUUCUAAUCAAAUGAUAUCAAUCGAAGCCCUAUUAAAAACCAGAACACAUAUAACUGGGAUUUCAUUCUAGUUUGGGAUUUUCCAGACUUACUUCCUUGCGAUUAACGUAUCAGUGUGCCAGUUAGUCGGAUAGGACACACAUUAAGGAAAGCACCCAACUACAUCACAAGGCAAGCCCUCACAUGGAAUCCUUAGGGCCACAGGAAAAAAGGAAGACUAAAAAACACAUUACGGUGAGAAAUGGAGACAGACAUGAGAAAAAUAAACAAAAAUGGGAUAGAAGUAGAAAGGAACGCCCAAGACAGUUUGGGUUGGAGAAUGCUGGUCGGCAGCCUAUGCUCCAUUAGGAGUAACAGGAGUAAGUAAGUAAGAGCCAGUUAGUCAAAGGACGGUCCUCGAGAGUUGACUGAAGUGAAGACUGUGAAUCAUCUGGAUUUUAAAAAGCUUUCUAAACGUAACGGUGACUAGACAGUCUGGAACUUUUAGAUUUCACCUGCUUUAAAUUUGUGGAUUCAUAGUACUUGCAGAUUUGAUAUAAUAAUAAUAAUAUACAUUCUUGGGUCCCUUCUAAAAUAACUCUUCAACUGAUAUAAUUUCAUGAUGAAAAUCAGUUGUGAAUUAAUCCCAAAUGACAAAAUUAAUACGAUUCUUCACUUUUUUAACCGAACUGGAGACUUUCAGAUCUUAAUAUAACGUCUGUAGACUUCAGGCUACUGAGUCACUAUCUAGUAGUCAACUUAAAUCAAUUUGCAGUAUAUCACAAUAAUAACCAGCUUAUAUCAUCUCGUUGUUCAGUACUGAAACCCACUAGCUAUAACUAUCAACUAGAACUGUAGCAAUCCAUUUUAAAACUAGUUACUAUUGGCGAAUUUAAUUAUUGGUUAGUUGAAGGAUUUGAUGAGAUCAGUUUAAUUAAGUGACGGUUUUUACCAUAAAUUGAAAUCAAAUUAGUAUUUGUUUCUUAAUAAUAAUUAGUACAAUCAAUACGAUUAUUUUCAUAUCUCACUAACUUAGUAUUUAACUCCUUCAUGUUACUGUAUCUUGUAAACUUAUUUUUCCACAUAAAAUAAAUGGAUUUUGGUCAGCCAUUGAAUUUAAGACUCAUGUUUCGUCCUACCCAGCACUCGUUAAUCGGAUGUUUACACUGAUACUCAAACCUAGCACCUGUUCGUAUGGAUACCAACAUUUUGUCCCUUGAGUCACUGAUUACAUGAAAUCACUAACGUAUUAAACCUGGUAUGUAUUUAUUUGUAAGGGUAUGUACUGUUCCAUUAUUAAUAUUCAAGACUGAACUCAUUUGUUCCAAAACAUAAAUAAAUAUAUAUAUAGGGACUGAUAAAUAGAUAAGUGGAAAAGUAUCAAGUGAUAACUUACAUAAAUUCUAUGAUUGCUUAUUGUUAUUAUCAAUAAUGAUCAUGACUAUGGUGAUCAUGAUGACGUGACAAUGAGGAUGAGAUGAAAAGACAAAAGAAGAUUUUGUUUGCUUUCCCCUUUGUUUUCCCUUCAAGAUGUUUUUGUUCUUCAUUCAGUCCUCUUUUAUAUAAGUAUAUUUUGCUUUUAUG
This is a messenger RNA of Schistosoma spindalis, 5651 nucleotides long. Lineage: Eukaryota; Metazoa; Platyhelminthes; Trematoda; Strigeidida; Schistosomatidae. The record is from the annotation of a GenBank genome assembly.